Molecule: messenger RNA, 883 nt
Organism: Paramormyrops kingsleyae
Lineage: Eukaryota; Metazoa; Chordata; Actinopteri; Osteoglossiformes; Mormyridae
Source: RefSeq, a predicted model, not a curated record
AACAAGGGGAGGAGCCAUUUUCAAGGUAAAAGUAAAAUAACAUAUGAAAGCCGAGUGACAUCCUGAAGCUGCUACCAGACAUCCCUGAAUUCCUGCCAAGAGAGCAGUCCCUCUGUACAGGUUGGGUAGAAGAUGGGUCGGUUUUCAGCUCUGGUUUUGCUUGCAGUUCUUUCUGUAUUCUUCAAUGAAGUUGAAGCAAGUAAGCAAACACCUGCCAAUUUCGUGUUCAGGGAACAUCUGAAACAUCAGACAAACCCAUUUGUUUACAACUAUGAAAGACUGCGAAUUGGAGGCUUGGUCUUCACAUGCCUGCUUGUAGCUGGUGGGAUUAGUGUUCUCUUAUGGAACAAAUGUAAAGGAACAAAAAAAACUGAUGAAGAGGCCGGUCAGAUCUAACCAUCUCAAGAGGAACCUGCCAUUGGCUGAAUACAUGGCAAUGAAAAAAAAACUCAAGAGAAGGGACCUGACAACUAUUCAGAGGAAGCGUUGGUUCCUGGCGUUUGCUAGGGUGUGACGAGGAGGGGAUACUAAAACAGGCUGGAAAGAUUUAACUCCACUUAGUUAACUUUAUACGAAGUUUUCAGUGACUAGUAUGACUCAUGAAUCUGGAAAAUUGUAAAACUAAUAAAGGAUUAGAUAUGUUUAGCUAUGUGAACGAUAGUUGCUUGUGAAUUCACCAAAGCUAGAACAGAAAAGCACAGAAAUGAACAUUAAAAACAGACAAUACUAUUACCACUCACUCUAUAAUUAGUUAUUUUGGUCACUUCCUUGCAUUUAAUUUUUGGAACAUCGAUUAAUUAAAUCGGAAGGACUUGCCUUAAAAAGCAACGAUGAUUGAAUGUAGAUACCACUAUAUUAAUAAAGAAAACUCUUUCCUAUUUAA